Messenger RNA from Manduca sexta (tobacco hornworm), 3599 nucleotides. Its product is annotated as coiled-coil domain-containing protein 6. The record is from RefSeq and is a predicted model, not a curated record. Lineage: Eukaryota; Metazoa; Arthropoda; Insecta; Lepidoptera; Sphingidae. Bases 235 to 1536 code for a protein of 433 amino acids. The transcript is spliced from 10 exons.
AAUUUGAAUGACAUGUUUAUUUGUUGCUCGAUGGAUAUCUCUAGUUCGCACUGCAACAAGGAUUUUGUUAUUUUAAUUUAUUAAAUUCCAUUUUAUUCGUUCAAGUUUUGAACAUAAGUGUUCGAUCGUAGGAAGUGAUAUCAAUUUAUAAUACUGGAAUAUUUAAAAUAAGGAUUAGAAUCACAUUAAAUUUGUAUGACAUUUUGUUGCCGUCCUCGUAUUUAACUCGUGCAAAUGGAUGAUACAGUGACUUCGCCAAGCAACAAAAUGGCAGAUUCAGCUUCUGAAAGUGAUUCCAGCUCACUGGAUGGCGGAGCUAUGUUGCCUCCAAGUACUGUCUCCCGUGAUCAACUACAGAAAAGAAUCGAAUCAUUGCAGCAGCAAAAUAGGGUGUUGAAGGUAGAAUUGGACACUUAUAAACUUCGUGUAAAAGCUCUUCAAGAAGAGAAUCGUGCCUUGAGACAAGCUUCUGUUUCAAUUCAAGCAAAGGCUGAACAAGAAGAGGAGUAUAUUUCAAAUACAUUGUUGAAAAAAAUUCAAGCAUUAAAAAAGGAGAAGGAAACAUUGGCCCAUCAUUAUGAGCGUGAAGAAGAAUGUCUUACAAAUGACUUGUCCAGGAAACUUAAUCAGCUACGUCAAGAGAAGUGUCGUCUAGAACAAACUCUUGAACAGGAGCAAGAAUGUUUGGUCAACAAAUUGAUGAGGAAAAUAGAAAAACUUGAGGCUGAGACACUUGCAAAGCAAACCAACUUGGAGAGGCUGCGUAGGGAAAAGGUUGAAUUAGAGAACACAUUAGAGCAGGAACAAGAGGCUCUAGUGAAUAGGCUUUGGAAGCGAAUGGACAAACUGGAAGCUGAGAAACGCUCACUGCAAAUAAGAUUGGACCAACCAGUGUCCGAUCCUGCCAGUCCUAGGGACAUCAGUAAUGGUGAUACAGCAUCUAAUUUAAGCAAUCACAUCCAGACACUUCGUUCUGAGGUUGUUAAAUUAAGGAAUCAGCUGGCAGUCUCUCAGAAUGAAAAUAAGGAGAAAAUGCAUCGUUUUGCGUUGGAGGAGAAGCAUAUUAGGGAAGAGAACUUGCGCCUGCAGAGAAAACUGCAGCAGGAGGUGGAACGCCGCGAGGCUCUGUGUCGACACCUCUCCGAGAGCGAGUCCUCGUUAGAGAUGGAAGAAGAAAGGCAGUUCAAUGAAGCUCUGAGCGCCCGAUCACGGAGCGUGUCGUCGCCAGGCGGGUCGCGGCCGCUGUCUCCGUACGCGUCGCCGCUCCUGCCGAACGCUUUGGGCCUGCAAAUGCCGCGACCAUCUCUGCAUCUCAAUUCGCAGGGCUGGCGCGCAGGCGACAGGUUCGUGAAGCCGGCGCUGCCCGCGAGCGGCGCGCUGGGCCCGCGCGCGCUCGACGCCGCCGCGCUGCCGCCGCCCGCGCCCCUCGCGCCCGCCGCGCCCGCGCCACCCGCCGCGCCCGCGCCCGCGCCCGCUCCGCCUUCGCCCUCGCUGCUGCAGCCCGCCAGCCCCAUGGACACCUCGUCCAAGGACUAAGCGCUGCCCGCCCGCGCCCGACCCGUCGGCGGCAGCUGUGAGUAGCGGCAGCGAGGCGGGCCGGCGCCGGCGCCCACGCUACCGCGCGCCAUGAGAAUAAAUAAUAACUGCGCAGACUGCAUGUUCCACCAUUCGCGUUCGGUCGUAUCAUUGAGCCCAGCCGGUGAACGCUAGCGGCAUCAUCGUUGUUGAAUUCCGUAAUGAAUGCAUUUUUGUCAAGUUUACAUCAAAAUUUCCAGUUAGAUUCGAUUACGCCCUGAGUGUCUAAUUUAUAUUGUAAACUGCAUUUAUAUGCGACUUUCAUUUUAUGCAAACUGUUGGAAAUGGAUAUAAAAUAUAAUUUCUUGGUUUAGCAUUAUAUAUGUAGUAGUUAACGGAUGAUAUAUGAUGGUACAAUAUUUAGCAGCUUAUUGAAAGUUCUGGAAGUUAUUAUCUAAUCUCACUUCUGUUACGUGCACAUCGCUCACUGCCCCGUCGAUUCCGCAUGCUCCUAAGACAAUGCUCAUAUCAGCGGUACUGCCUCAUCCAUUUAUUGACAUUAGCUGCAAGCCUAACAUAUUCUAUUUCGCAUAAGAUAUAUAUGGAUAAGCCGGAUAGAUACAUUAAUCAAUUAGAGAUGAGAACAAAAUUGUAUUUGAAUCAGAUUAACACCACACUCGCACUGCAUUCGGCCCUGCCAGCCAUCCCAAUUAGUACUAAUUUUAGACAGAUAAUUACUACCUACGCCAUAAAUAUAAACAUAAAUUGACCACAAGCUAUUACAGAAUUUAUUGUAAUAAGUGCACUCCACUCAUGAAAUAUCUGAUUAACAUAUAAUUAUUGUUAUUGUAAUAAAUUAGGCGUCAGCGACCGAUGUGAUUAGUGUUCGCCACGACGAUGUAAUUUAAAGUAUUAAUAAUAGUUCAUUACAAAAGUGAUUAUGUUCAGUUGGCACUAGUUUUGGUCAAUUCUAAAAUUAUAGGAAAGUAUUCAUAAAUAAUAACACCCCUCAUAUGAAGCUAUUAUUUAUUUAUUGAAAUUUAAAUUGUGUUAAAAUUAUUAAAAAUAUUGACAGACGAGUCUCGCCAUUGUAGGCACUACAUCAUUGGUUUGCAAAUACUUAAAAUAUGGCGAAUACAGUGAAAUAACCCGCUGACUCUUGAACUUCCUAAUACUGAAUUCAGACGACGUCCAACAACUCAAGUUGUAAUCUCAAGUAGCAGAGACAUCACGCCCUAUUUAUGGGUUCAUCUUUGUCGUCACGUGCACUAGGCACUGCUCAAACCCAGCUGUAAUCGGUAACUAUCAAAUUAUUUAUUGAAGAUUUAAGAGGAGACAAAAAAUAUUAUAUUGGUUCAUUCCACGGAGGAUGCGAACAUUUGUAAUGAUCUAUUAGAAUAGUCAUAGCUAGUUACUGAAUAAAACUUUUUAAAAGUAUAAUAUCCAGGCUUUAAAAUUUGUGGCAGUGGUUUUUUUUUAUUAUAAGGCUGUGUAUUAAAUUACUUGUGAGUAUAGAUAGAUAGAUAUGCGAAGAUUGUGAAUUGUUUGAUUAUAUGUAUGGCUUGUCACUGUUGCUUGCAAAAGUUUAUAAACAAAAAGCAAAGUGGUAUAUCAGGGUCAUUUAAAAUAUAAACCUUGUUCCUCAAAGGAGUGAGCUGUAGUCAGGAGCAUUAUGUAUGAUUAUUCGAAACUGUCCAUUGGAGUUAAUACAUGUACCCAAAUGAUUGUUUAUAUUUAUCUUAUGUAUCGAGCAUUAGGUUUAGAAGUACUUCACGUUGUAUUAAUUUGUAUAUGUACAUUUAUUAUUGAACACAGGUUGUUAAUAAAUAUUUGUAAGCUAUGGUGUGCAAUAACCAUAUAUUUGCGGUCAGUCGUACUACUACUCCUAUGCGAUGUUCAUGUGUAGGGAAAUAUGAUAAUAAUUAUGUUAUGAAUGAUAUAUUGUGCUCUCAAGAGCGGGUUGUUGUGUUCGAUGUACACUAGUAGGAGUAGUUACUACCUUCAGACUCAAAUCAAUUACGCAAGUUUUCACAAACAUUUUUUUCAUGUUAUAUUAAAACGAAAUAAUAUACGCAUUAAUAUUA